AUGAAUAAUAACCAAUGCAAUUUUGUAUAUACCCUACCAGAAUAUGUACUUGAUCGAAUGUUAAUUAUCAAUGGUACCCACGAACAUCGUGUGAGUGGGUUUAAACUUGCCAAAGCAAGUGAAUACUUUAAACGUCAAUUAAUUGAGCUGCGUCGAGGUGAACUUGAAAAAUCAAAAAUUAGAGAAGAAGAGGAUGAAAAGCAUCCAAAUUUUCGUAGAGCUCGGGCUCGCAGUCUAUGUGACCUUCAAAUAGAACCCCUUCAUAUAAAUUACUAUGAUCUACUUGGAUUUGAGAUCAUGCUAUCUUUCACCCAUUGUUCUAAUGAAGCGAGAAUGAGUCUAACAGAUUCCUUAGAUAGUUCAAAACUAGUCUCCAUUCUUAAAGCUGGGUUCCAUUUUCAAGUUCCAGAAUUUAAUGACUAUUUCAUAAAUGCGAUGAAAGAAAAACUCUCCACUGAUAAUGCAUGGUCCUACUGGGCAGGUCUUGAACAAAUUUCAGAAAUUACUUCUGAUGUAACCGAAUAUUGUCGUAACUUCCUCCUUAACCACUUUGCAGAAACCUGUGAUUCAAGCAACUUUCUUUCUCAACCAUUUGAAAAAUUGAAAUUAUUUUUGGUUGACGAUGCUCUCAACACAUCCAAUGAGCUGGAAUUAUUCAGGCAAAUGGAGAAAUGGAUAAACGAGGACGAGUCUAGCCGUGCUAGCUAUAUUCGAGAUAUACUAGAAUGCCUCCGAUUAGGUCGUCUAAGCUUGAAUGAAUUUAAUCAACUUAAGCGCAGCAAAUUUGUUAAUGAAAACCUCGAGAGUUGUUCUAAAAUUUUAUCCAUCGCUCAGGUCCUUAUACAGUCUGGGAACGUUAAAUCUAACCAAUCCGGUCAACGAUCAGAAAAGGAAAUCGAAUUGGAGGCAUAUUUUAGACGUCCAAGACUUCCCCAUUCUGCUAUUUUUGUUGUAGGUGGCUGGGAAGGCAAUCAGGAUGACCCAAACUUCGGUCCAUCUCGAGCAAUUCAAGUCUAUAACUCAAGAAGUGAUUCGUGGAACCGUUUUCACAAAAGUGGAAUCGCUCUUGAUGAAGGCCAUGCCUAUUCCGGUUGUAUACUCUAUAACAAACGGAUCUAUAUUAUUGGUGGAUAUGUUGCCAGUGGACCAACUCAGACACUCAAAGCUCUGGAACUAUCUACUGGAAAUUGGAAAUAUUUAUCUCCGAUGCACGAGAAACGGAAUUAUGUUUGUGCUUGUCUUCUGGAUGAUGCAAUUUAUGCACUUGGAGGCCAUAAUGGUCGGCAUCGUCUGAAUACCGUUGAAAGAUACGAUCCUGAACAGAACAACUGGACUUUUGUGGAGCAGAUGCGACAGGUGCGUAGUGAUGCAGGCGCCGACUCUUUAAACGGCAAAAUUUACGUUUGUGGUGGAUUUGAUGGUCAUCAUUUCUACGAUUCCAUUGAAUGCUAUGACCCCAAAGUGAACCAAUGGACUCUGUUAGCUCCGAUGCAGAAUAUCCGAAGUGGCGUGAGUGUGAUAAGUUUCAAGAACUGUCUCUAUGCUAUUGGGGGAAAUGAUGGACUGCAGAGACUGCGAACGGUGGAGAGAUAUGAUCCUGAAAAUAACCAGUGGUUGACUAUGCCCUCGAUGAUUCGACAGAGGAGUAAUUUUUGCAUAGUUGUGAUGGAUGAUAAGAUCUAUGUGAUGGGAGGUUGGAGUGAUGAGACAAAUUCAACCAUCUCUAUGGUGGAGAAGUGGGUUCCUGGAAUGCACAACUCAUGGGAACAAGUGAAGGAUUUGCAUCUGCCAGCUAGUGCGAACUGUUGUUGUGGAGUUCAGGGACUCGAUGUUAUCAAGAGCUUCCUCUAA
Molecule: messenger RNA, 1851 nt
Organism: Rodentolepis nana
Lineage: Eukaryota; Metazoa; Platyhelminthes; Cestoda; Cyclophyllidea; Hymenolepididae
Source: the annotation of a GenBank genome assembly